Scophthalmus maximus (turbot) is the source of this 5162-nucleotide messenger RNA. RefSeq names its product desmoglein-2. NCBI's taxonomy places the organism in Eukaryota, Metazoa, Chordata, Actinopteri, Pleuronectiformes, Scophthalmidae. The coding region runs from base 158 to 3469 and encodes 1103 amino acids. Gene Ontology annotation, cellular component: plasma membrane; desmosome. Gene Ontology annotation, biological process: homophilic cell-cell adhesion. The record is from RefSeq and is a predicted model, not a curated record. Gene Ontology annotation, molecular function: calcium ion binding. The transcript has 14 exons.
UCCUAGUGCUGAGGGGGGGUCAAAGUCUAACACGGAACCGACAAGGGACGGUGCACUUGACAGACAGGACUCGAGACGGGACGGGGCUCUCUGUUUUUCUAUUUCUCACAUUCCAGGAGACGGAUCGGAGGGGUGUUUUGUCUCCAGUCCGACCGCGAUGGCUGCGCUGCUGAGGUGCUGCGCGCUCGUCCUGCUGGCGCUCCAGUGCGCGCCGGUUCCUGCGGGGGCCGAAGGAAAUGGGCCUCAGUUACAGAGGCAGAGAAGAGAGUGGAUCAUCGCUCCCAGAAAGCUGAAGGAGGAACACGACUACACAGGCUUGGAGUUUAUUGCCAGAAUUCGCUCUGAUAAGGAUUACGACAGGAAGGUGACAUACGAGCUAACCGGGCCUGGAGUUGACGAGUCACCCCUCAACGUAUUUUCUGUCGACCCAAUCACCGGCUAUGUGAAAAUCCAUGCCAUUCUGGACCGAGAGAAGAUAGCCUUCUAUCACUUAAAAGGUGUGGCCAAAUUCAGUGACGGGUCCUACGCUGAAAAGGAUAUUGACCUUAAAAUUUCUGUUGAGGACGUGAAUGACUGCACGCCAAUCAUCACGGCCCACCAAGUCGGAUCUGUCAAUGAAUCGAGCGCAGCAGGCACUGUUGUCAUGAGAGUGAUAGCUACUGACGCCGAUCAAAAUGGCACAGCCCACACCCAACUCUACUACAGCAUUGCAGAAGAGAGUAACCGAGAUGGGAUGUUCUACAUCAACACUCAGACUGGAGAAAUCUUUGUUAAACAGAGCACUCUGGACAGGGAGACAAAAGAUACAUACAAGUUGAUCAUCACAGCCUCCGACAUGAAUGGACAAGGGGGAGGAAACACAGGACAAGGGGAAAUUGAGAUCAAACUUCUGGACAUAAAUGACAAUAUACCGACCUUGGCGAAAGAAAAGUAUGAAGGGAGUGUGGAGGAGAACACUAUUAACACGGAAGUGAUGAGGAUCCAAGCCGUCGACAUGGAUCUGGUUAACACUGACAACUGGCUGGCCGCAUAUGAAAUCGUUUCAGGGAACGAGGGGGGCUAUUUCACCAUCACUACUGAUACCAAGACCAACGAGGGAAUCAUCAUGAUUAACAAGGCCCUGGACUACGAGGAACUGAAGGUUCUCGACUUGGGUGUGGCCGUUUCCAACAAAGCGCAGUACAAUUUUGGUCAAAAGACCAUGAACGUAGUCCCAAAAUCCUACCCCGUUAAGAUCAAUGUGGUCAAUCAAAAGGAAGGCCCCCGUUUCCAACCAAGUGUCAAAGUGGUGACUCUCUCCGAGGACCAGUCCUCCAUCUCCAUCAACCAAGUCAUCACCACUUACUCUGCUAUUGACAGUGACACGCUGCAGACAGCCACCAACGUGAGAUACGCAAAAAUCCGGGAUGCUGACAACUGGUUGAUUAUUGAUGAAAAAACCGCGGAAAUCAGGCUGAAGAAACUACCUGACAGAGAGUCCAAGUUCUUGGUCAAUGGAACAUAUUAUGCCGAAAUUAUAUGCAUGACGAAUGAUAAUCCGUCAAAAACAGCCACGGGAACCAUCGCCAUUCAGGUGGAGGACUCCAAUGAUGACUGUCCAAGACUGACUGCUACAUCUCACACCAUGUGCCUGGAGGAUAAGGUGAUCUACGCCACAGCCGUGGACCACGACGAGUUCCCCAAUUCGGCGCCAUUUGAGUUCACUGUGAUUGAGCAAGGGGGAAGCAAGGGGAAGUGGACAGUGGAGCAUUUUAACGAUACCACAGCCAUUCUGCGAGACAAGGCCAACUUGUGGCCAGGCAUCUACCAAGUGGCGGUGGAGGUCAAGGACCAGCAAGGGAAAUCGUGCACUGUUGUUCAGAUGAUGGAUGUGACUGUGUGCUCUUGUCGGGAAGACAUUAAAACGUGUCAGUCCCGCCGCACAAAGACGACUGGUUUGGGAGCCGGAGGUAUCCUGCUUCUGCUCCUGGGACUGCUGCUGCUGCUGUUGGUGCCCCUGCUGCUGCUAUUCUGCCUGUGUGGAGGUGGUGCAGGCGCAGGAGAUUUCAAGCCCAUUCCGUUUGAUAACAAACAACAGCUGAUCUCAUAUCACACUGAGGGACAGGGAGAAGACAAGGAAGUUCCCCUCCUACAUGCCCCAGUAGAAGUUGAUGGUGUCAAGAUUCAAAACGUCCAAGGAGGGUUGGAACUCGGAGCAGGAGCCGGCGGUUGCAUGACAGACUGGAUGCACAUUUACGGAUCCUCUGAUGGGCAAGGCAAAACGGGAAUUACUGGCACAGGAAUUGAGGCAGGUUGGGGAAACCAUUACAGCCAAUACGGAGCUGGACUCUUUGACGGGAUGGCUCUAUCUGAUCAGUUCCUGGAAGAGUACUAUACAAAUAAAUCAAACCAUGCCACACAGCAAUCCCAGCAGAAGGAUGGACUGUUGGUCUUUGACUUUGAGGGUCAAGAGUCUCCGGCAGGCUCUGUAGGUUGCUGCAGCCUUCUUGAGAAUGAUAACGAUCUUGCCUUCCUCAACGACCUAGGGCCUAAAUUCAAAACACUGGCAGAGAUUUGCCAAGGAUCAACCUUAGAGACCACUACUGUGGACGCAGGACUUUCCUUCUCCAUAAAUAGGCCGGUGUCUCCUGUUAGGCCCUCCACCCACACACAUGUCCACACUCACACAGAAACAAUCAAGGACCGGGACCGUGUCAACAUCAGCACCGUCGACACGUCCAAUGUUGCAUCUGGAUCCUCCACCUUUGACCAUGUGACCACAGAGACAGCCCAGGGUUCAACUCUUUCCAAGGUACAUGUCCAGGACAAGAUAAUGAUUCCCAGUCCGACCAUGCUCAUACAGCAGCCCACUAUGUACUAUGCUGCUGCACCCAUGUACAUGGUCGAGUCACAACCCCAAAUGAUGCUUGUGUCGGGGGCCACCCAGCAGCAGGCGGUGGGCCAAAUUGGGCUAAGUCAGGGGCUUGUGCAACAGCAGGUAGUGGGCCAAGUUGGGCUAAGUCAGGGUCUUGUGCAGCAGCAGAUGUUGGGCCAAAUUGGGCUAAGUCAGGGGCUGGUGCAGGUUGGUGGUCUCCAAGGUUCUCAGGGUGUGGUCCUUGUAGACAGGCAGGUGGGAAUGGAUGGAUCCACAGGGCAGGUGGCACAAGGCCUCUCACAGGGAUCCGUCUCGAGGUCCAGAAAGGUGGUGUUGGUGGACAACGGGUCUACUGGUGGACUGCAAGGUGAACACUUUGCGCAGGGCUUCAUUCAGACAGGGCGGGGGUCUACAGAGCAGGGCUUUGAGGUCAGAGGUCAGGGCUUUGAGGUGAAAGCCCCGAGUUUUGCACUGGGUUCACUUAGUUCUUCAGCGUCAAAAGAGGACUUCUCGGUGAGCGCCACACCCAAGUUUCAAGGGAGCCAUAAACGGGUUGUGCAACAUAAGAAGGUCUCUGUCACAGAGAGAAAUAUUGAAUCUAAUACAAGAGCAUAAAGCAAACCGCUUGCAGAUCAUAUUUAUAAAUGACGCACUUGUUUCAUCUAUGCGGAAAUUUCAGUAUGCUAAAUUAUACUGUUAUAUAAACCUACUUCUGUUCAUACUGACAAAUGGCUUGUUAAAUUGUUUAGUCCUCAAGUGCAACACUGUAUGCCGUCUUAUAAUAAUGACACUACUGCUCAUAGCAAACAAAUGAUAGUUAACGUUUAUUGGUUUAAAGUAUAAUCAGUUAUUUUCGCAGUUCGACAAUAUAGGUGGCAUUACGUGACUUCUACUGUCACGGCCCAGCUGAGGGAAAGCCUUGCCAGAACAUCGCCGGUCCCAAGAAUGACACAUUUAGUGUGUGCACCAAAUGGCGGCCAUAAAAGCACUGUGUUUAUUUCAAUAACACCAGCGUGGCGUCAGGGUGGGAGCAGCCAGAGUAAACAAAACUACACUAAACCAGUCUGACAUGGGGUGUAUAUGAAUCAUUUACAUCUGAUGCCACACGGUGGUAAAACAGUGAAAAAUGAUGGGAUUGAUCCGCUGCGUUUUUUGUAGUCCAUCUUCGUUCAUUUGUAGUUUGACCACGCCAGACGCACGGCAAUAACAUCCGCCAUCGCGUGAUGACAUAGUAUAGUGAAAGUCGAGUCGGAUUUCCUUUGCACCGCUGUCGGCUUUCCCAAAGUCCUACGAGUUCUCCUUUACACUUUUCCUUGACCUCAUGCAGUUUUCCACUGAGGUCAAGGAAUAGUAGAUAGGAAGGACAAUUCGACCGCACCCCAAUACUCAAAACUCAGGAUACAGUAUCCUACUUCUAGUUCUUGUUGAUAAGACGGCACAGAAACCUCACUGUCGAAUUUUGUUAGUCACCAAGACAGAGAGCGAGAGAGAGGAACAAAAGCUUAUGUACGCAGUGUCAUGUUCCAGGUCAGGGCUGUAUAUCUUUGUGUGGUGUUUUUCUAAAGACGCUUGUUUUGCCGUCAUGAUAUUUUGGCUCUCAGCCAUGCAUUAAGCUGUUCACCUGCUGACCUUUGUGAGUGUUUAACUUAGUUUUGCUGCAUUACAUGAAACAAAGAUUAAUCCCAUUUGUAUUGUACAAUUGAUCAAAAGCACAGUGUGCAGAGGAAUCAAAGUGCCCAAGUGUUUGAAUGACUUAGUGCACCGGGAUGGGAUGUCCUGUUUACUAGUAUGGAGCAUCGUCAUCAUGGACAAUGAACCAAAGGAAACAGGACCACACAAAUUCUCCAUUGUACUAUUGCACUAAAUUUCUACAGAAUUAUGUGGGUUUUCCAUGUGUUUUGACAUGUAACGUUAAAAGAUUUUAGUGCUAAGGCUGUAGGCUGAUUGUUUUUCUUCCAAGUGUAUAUUUUAACACCAUUUCCUGGUAGGCGUUUAUUGUGUUGUUUUUAUUGUGUGUUCAUGUGGAAAGAUAAUAUCGUUUGGGGUAUGUGGAUCGGAGCAGUACCGACCACUGAAAACAUUUUGGUAGAAUGAUGUUGAUUGAUAUUGCUUUUGGUCAAUAUUUGGCAUUGAUUCUAGUGUGUAUGUUUGAAUUGUCUGCGUACACACUGAAGUUUCUAGUCGGCUGUAUGAAUUUAGCAUAUUUUGCUAAAGAAUGACAAGAGUACUAAAGCUUAGUGGUGAUGAUGUUUUCAUUUUUCAAAGUUUUGCACCUCCUCUCAUAAUAAAAUCAAAGGAAAAAAUGUUA